UCAGGAGGUGAUCUCCUCUCGGUUCGAAUGAUUUGUUCGUUUGUUCCACGUAUAAAAUAGUUGGAAAUAUUUACGCUUUAAUCAUAUAUAACUUUGGAAAAUAUAAUAAUUGCCGUGGAAGAUAAGGAAGUGUAAAACGUUAUAUUCGAUAAUGUUUAUAUGUAUUCUUGAUACGUGACGCUCUAAUAAGUUGAAUCUAUUGAAAACUUGACACGAGAUAAUAUGCUCUAUACUGGGUAUCAUAAAGUGAAUGAGUGAAGUGUAAAGGUGUAUAGUAUAAAUAAUAAGGAUAAAUUAGAGAAAUUCAAGGGGUGUGUCUCUUAGAGUAUUUAAAUAUUUCUUAUUAAAAAUAACAUCGACGAAAAAUUUGGGUGAUCGUGGACCAAAAAUUAUUGACAAGAAAUCGUUAUCCGCACACAUCAGCACGGACGUUAUUCGAUUUUUUCAGUGCGCACUACGGUUGAGUCUCCGGUGCAGCUUACGUUGUUUAUGUCAUCGUGACGCCUAUGGCGACGAAGUGUUUUGUUUUUGCCGAUCGAUGACGGGAUAUUUCAGAAAUUACAUCUUAUGAUUUAGAUUUUGCGAUACUAUUUUUGUAGCUCUACUAUAUAACGUUUAAGAAAAUCUAAAAGGGUCGUAACGUUAAACGAUUUUAAGCGCCCAGAACUUGUUAACAAGAGAAUAUAUAAAGAAACUCGUGCAUUAUUUACUUGCUUUAUGAGAUAUAAAUCAUCUGAGCGAACGAUUAAGAAGAAAAUCGAAAGAACAAUAGAUAACAUUAAAAGUUCAACGAAGUGUAGGAUGGCAUCAUCCACGAUAGCUGUUCCCUCGGGAACAGCUUCGGUACCAGCUACUGCUGGUAUUACUGGAAAAGAAGAACUUGAUAGUGGGGAUUUAUUCGGUGAACGAAGUGUUAAUACCGUUACAGGUUAUAACAAUAGUAGCAGUUCUGGUGAUGCACUUGAAGAGAUAACCUGUAGUAAUGGCAAAAUAGGAGAUCAACAAUGCACUUUGUGCAUGAGCAAAUUAUGCUCACCACGGGUACUAUCUUGUCUCCAUGUAUUUUGCGAAGGUUGUCUAGAUAAGCUCCUUAUGGAUGGAGCUGGAGAUUCAAAGGUAGAAUCUAUACUUGAAUGUCCUUUAUGCCAUCAAGAAACUUCCGUUAGUUCUAAAGGCGCCGCAUCUCUCACUUGUGAUUAUGUAUUAACUAAUAUACUUGACAUGUUUGCGAUUGAAAAUAUGGCAGUGCUCUGUACCUCUUGCAAGGCUAAAGAAAAUGCAGUUGCACGUUGCUCAGAUUGUGCCAAUUUUCUCUGUCCGAAUUGUAAUACGGCACAUCAGUUCAUGCGCUGCUUUGAAAGUCAUAAAGUCAUUGCAUUUGAGGAUUUAAAGAAAUCAAAUGAAACUAUUCCAAUACAUAAACCUAUUUUUUGUGAAUAUCAUCCUGCCGAAAAUAUGAAGUUCUAUUGUUAUACGUGUCAGGAACCGAUCUGUAAUGAAUGUCUUCUUGUUGAGCACAAAGCACCAGAUCAUCAUUAUGAGAGACUAGCUGAUGCAGAACCACGUGAAAAGGAAGAAUUAUUGAGUUUAAUGUCUGAAAGUAAAGCAAAAAUCAAGGACUGCGAUCAAGUUACAACACAGUUAGAAAAUGCACUUAGUGAAUUGCAAAUGCAACGUGAUCAAGCAAAGGAUUUAAUCAUAGAAACUUUCCAAAGUUACAAAGCUAUUUUAGAGAAAUAUCGAGACAAUGCUUUAGAAGAACUUGAAAAACUACAUUCAGAAAGAGAACUUGAAAUAAUGGAUACUUUCCAUAAUGUUGCGAAAACUGCAGAAAAAAUAGAUGAUGCCUGCCGCUUUACAUCUAGGCUUUUGGAACAUGGAGAUACAGUGGAAAUAUUAGCUCUUCGCCGUAUAGUAGGAGCACAACUGUUACAUUUAAUAAAAAAUACCCCAAGUCCUAACAUCACAUUUUGUAUAGAGUUCCAAACAGAUUAUAGUCAAUUUGAGAAAACUGUAAAGGAGGUGUUUGGUAAAUUUCAUACAGAGAGUACACCAAUAACAAAAAUUCUUCCAGAAAUAAAAUCAAACAUGCCAGGAGUUUCCUCUACUCAACAAAUCGUUCAUACUUCAAUAAGUUGUUCCAGUACAAUUAGUACAAGUUCUCCCAUUUCACUUCCUGCCUCUAUGCAAUCCUCGUUUGAAGGUGAACCUUCAUUUGUUAUUCCACCUACAUCUAGUCCUCAAAAUAUUCCACCACCACCACCACCUGUCUCUCUUCCACCAGGCCCUAUUCAUGGUUUGACCAGUAUUCAAGAAUAUAAUUUACAACAAUUAGCUAGUUUAGCCGAAAAGGUAGAAAUUGUUAGUGAUACUGGUGUAAUUGGACCUAGCUCUAAUCCAAGUCCCACUCCUUCCUUCGCACUAGCAGAUUUAUUUGCUGGAGAUUUAAACUCUACAAAUCAUGCCAUCAAUAAUUUGCAAGCUCUUGCAAAAUUAGGAAAUACUCUUGGCAAUCAAGAUUUAGGAAGUGCAACAAUUAAUGGUAGUGGAGGUUUGGUAUUAGGACGUGGGCCUUCCCCUGGUAUUGUUGAUGCGCCUAACUUGAGCACUUUAACUGCCAACAGUCUUUUAAAUGGUGGUUUUCAAUCACUUUCAUCCUCCACAUCUCCUAUACUCUCACAGGGUGCUGACGAUCUUAUAGGUGAUACAAUGCAUAAUAUGCCUGUAGUAGUAGGUAAUCCAGUUGCCAAUGUAACUGGUGCAGGAAGUGGAAACUAUGCACAUCCGCGUUCUAACAAUCCAAAAUUAACUCCAAUGCAAAUUCGAAGUAAAUUUGGCCAGUUAGGUCCUAGUAAAGGACAAUUUAAUUCACCACAUGGAUUUUGCUUGGGUACAGACGAAGAUAUCAUAGUUGCAGACACUAAUAAUCACAGGAUACAGAUUUUUGAGAAGACUGGUACAUUCAAAUUUCAAUUUGGUGUUCCUGGUAAAGAAGAGGGUCAGUUGUGGUAUCCGAGAAAAGUAGCAGUUAUGCGAAAUAGUGGAAAAUUUGUUGUAUGCGAUCGUGGAAAUGAACGAUCUAGGAUGCAAAUAUUUACUAAAAACGGCCAUUUUAUAAAAAAGAUUGCCAUUCGUUACAUCGACAUUGUAGCUGGUUUAGCUGUUACGAGUCAAGGUCAGAUUGUAGCAGUCGAUAGUGUAUCACCAACUGUAUUUGUCAUCAGUGAUACAGGUGCCCUCCUUAGGUGGUUCGACUGCAGCGAUUACAUGAGAGAACCGAGUGAUAUUGCUAUCAGUGGAAAAGAAUAUUUCGUUUGCGAUUUCAAAGGGCAUUGUGUUGUUGUAUUUAACGAAGAUGGAAAAUUCUUGCGUCGUAUUGGCUGCGAGAACAUAACAAACUUUCCAAACGGGAUUGAUAUUAGUGAUGCUGGGGAUGUUUUGAUUGGAGAUUCACAUGGUAAUCGAUUCCAUGUAGCUGUCUUUUCAAGAGACGGUUCUUUAAUUUCGGAAUUCGAGUGUCCAUAUGUUAAGGUAUCUCGAUGUUGUGGCCUGAAAAUAACCUCGGAAGGAUACAUAGUAACGCUGGCUAAAAACAAUCAUCAUGUCCUUGUGCUGAACACUCUUUACAUAGUAUGAAGUGAAAAAAGAAAUAUAAUAAUAUCACUACUUUCUUCAAUAAGGGAGCUUCUAUUGGAACUGCUCUGUUUUCAACGAAGGAUAAGCAAAAAAGGCAUGCCCAAGAUACUAAACUAUUUAAAUAUUGGGCCUAUCAAAGCAAUAGAAACAAGUGCAGCAUGCAGCUUUAAUAGUUGUAAAAAGUAUAAUGCGUCCCUCUUCUAUGAAAGUACCAACAUUGAAAGGAGAAAAGGUAAAUGUAUAUUUCCGACCAAUCGAUAUCAUAGUAAUGUAGCGAGUUGCAUUUGGUAAACUGCCAGAGUAAAUUAUAUAAUUAAGCAAAAACAUGUUAAAGGAAAACAAACAAAAGAAAAACAAAAAAAAAAACAAAAAUAAUAACGAUGCAGUGUGUUGCGCUGACCGAAGUCAAUCAAUCGAAGUUGCUUUAGUAGAGAAGCAAUUUUACAAUGGCCUUUCGUCAAAAUAGGUCGUUGUACCAUAGUUUUUGACACGUCAGUAUUUUAAGUGUGUUUACAAAUCAAAUUCUAGUCUCCUACUAUGAGCACUAUCACGAUUUAGGAUUUGUGCUUGAAAUAAGGCGCUACUCUCUUGGUCUUGGGUUUGAUUAAUCCGAUGAAAAGGCUUUUUCGUCUUCUUUAUUAGAUCAAAAUAUCUCAAGGAAUGUAUAUAAUGAAAAUACGGGGAUAUAUUAGACUGUUCUCGUAGGUUUUGUUUUGUUUUCUCUCUCUCUCUCUCUCUCUCUCUCUCUCUCUCUCUCUCUCUCUCUCUCUCUUUCUCUUUUUCUUUUGACAAUUAUAAGUUUGUAGAUAACGAAAAAUGACAUGUGCAGACUAUACAUCUCCUUGUGAGCAUCAAAGUUUCUGUGCUUAAUGAACCGACGAAAAAGAUAUUGCAUGCUUCAGAGGUAGUAGUUCAUAGUAUUCUCCUGCUUCUCUCAUAUCGUAACGUAUUAAGUCUCAGAGUCGCAAAUUUAAGGACAACUCUUGGGCUACGAGAUAGAACACGAGAUUUUGCAAAUCAAUCACGUAUCCUGCGUGUUUGUGUCACGAUUGUUGAGAAUGCGUUAUAUAAAGUUAAUGUGUCGACAAAAAUUAACUUAUGGUACGUUGAAAAUCAAACAAUUUAGUUACUUAUAAGAAGACAAGAAAAGAAAAAAAACAUCUUGCAGAACAUAUUUUAAAGCAUAAAGAGUGAAGAUAACUAUUUAGACUUGCCACUUGAGUAGAUUCCAUUUGUGCAUUGUUAAAAUUAGGUGAGGUACAUAAUGGUUAUACAAUAUUUACUCAGGAUGCUUUAUUAUGGUCCAUCUCUCACAGAAAUAUAUGACAUUUAUCAUAAUAUGAGUCAUAUAUAUCAGUCAUUAAUAUAAUACUAUAUACACACAAAAAUACACAUACGCAUAUAUAUAUAUUUUUUUUAUUUAUUUGUAUUUUAUAUAAAUAUAUAUAAAGUACAAAUAUAUGUGUAUGCGCCUACGUGCGUAUAUAUAUAUGUAUAUAUAUUUAUAUAUAUGUGUGUAUAUAUAUAUAUGUAUAUAUAUAUAUAUGCGUAUAUGAAUUACUGGUUUGUGGUGCUAACGAACGAUUGCAUCCAUUAACAUGUGUAUGUAUUUGUUAUGAAGUUACAGAGAACAUUUUCCUAUUCUACAAUAUGUGAAAAUGAUUCUAUGUAAUGUAUUAUUAAAUACAAGGUUCGUAUAAGUAAAUAUACCAAUGGUAUCACAUAAGAGCGAUACUCUUUACCUAUGUAAAAAAAAAAAGUAACUAACGUACAGUUUGCUAAACAACUUCUAUUUAUGUAUAUACAAUAUGAGAUCCACAUAAAAGAGAAAUUCCACAUAAAAGCGCAUACAUAUAUAGAAAUUCACAUAUUUUUUAGGGUUGUUUACAUGAUCAGCCUUAAGAUUUGAUUGAACUAAAAAUGCUACAUAUGUGUAUACAGCAUGUAUAUUAAAUAUUUGGCAGAUCGCUACACACACACCAUGUUAUUAUAUUGUCUACAAUAAUAUUUGUUUACAAAUAUUAUUUUUUGCCAAACCAAAUCAUACGUAGCACAUCCAUAUACAUAUAUACAUAGUAUAUAUUUAUACUUGAAUAUAUAGCUUUCUUAUAGGUAAUGUUUGCACACACUAAAAGUUAUCAGCGCUAUUACCCCCACCCCUACUCACGUGCCCACCCCCCAACCACCUAAUGGAUUGCUACUAUAAAGUAAAUAACUUGUGUAGGGAAAAUUGGAAAGACAAGUAUCACAUGACGAGAAACUAUUACUCUUAAACGUUUGCGUAUAAGAUGUCGAUAUAUGUAGUGGACUGCACGAAGCCUAUAUAUAUGUGUGUGUGUAUAUGUAUAGAUAUAUAUACACAUAUACAUAUACAUGCGCAAAAUCUUAAAAAAAAAACAUUAUGCGUGUGUACGUUAUAUAUAUAUGCACACACACACACAUACACACACGAAGAUAGUUGGUCGCGGCAUACACGCGCACGUAUUAUACACAUAUAUAUACACACACACGCACAUAUACAUAUACACGGACAGGAUAAAGAGACAGUUAAUAUAUAUCGAUAGACAGACGGAAAACAUAAAUAUUUAUAAUAGAGGAAAAUAUAAAAAAACAUAGACGUUAGCGUGCACACUGAUCAGCCGUAAAAUCGUCUCUGGUAUCUUUAAAAGUUUUUCACACACACACAUAUACACAUACACACUAAAUAUGCAUAAAAAAGCUACACAUUAUAUACAUCAAAUUAAUUCUGAUAUAUUUAAUAGUCGUGAUUAGCAGAGUUAUAUAAAUAAUGCCUGUGAUAAUAGUAUCUUCAGGAUAAGUUGUGUCCUUAAAGAGUCUCUGAUGUUGUUGCUAGGUAAAUAUAAAUUAGAAGUACCAAUGAGAGAGCAAUUGGCAUUGUUGCAUUGUCUUUUGGCAUUGUAUACAUAAAGGGGAAUGCUUGUCGUAUACAAUGACAGACAGUACAUGUCCAUGAUGUCAUCAAUUGCCUCAAAUAUGGUAUAUUAAAUAUGAGAAGAAAAAGAAAAAAAAGUAAAGAAAAGAAGAAAGUGGAGAGAUAUUCAAAAUAAGAAAGAUAUGUUGCAAAUUUUUUGCCAGUGAUUUUAACAACUCAUAUAUAGCAUAACACGAAUGGAUGACCAUUACAAACAUGAGAGAGGAUCUUUUACCUCACAAAAAAUUAUUAUAUAUUACGCUCACACCUUAUAUAUAUUUGAAUAUUUUAGUAUAGAUUUACUCUAUUUACAUACUUUUAUCUGUGGAAGACUACUUGGCUAAUUUAGGCCACUGUUAAAAUUUACCCCUUAUUUGCCUUGAUGUUUGAAUUACACAUACAAUAAUAAUAAUAAAUAAAAAAAGAAAAAAAAAACAAAGAAAUGUGAGAAAAAAGAAAAAGAAAAAAGAUUAAAAAAAAAGAAACGAAAGAAUAAAUAAAAAUAAAACAUACACAAAGAGAAUGAAACGAGAGAAAAUUCAUUGUUACAUGGAUGGUAAUUGUGAUAGAUUUUUUGAUGAUUUUUACAAUCUCAAAGGUCUUAUUAUCCUAAAUAUGUAUAGAAUUAUAUAGUCAUUCUUCUACGUAAUUGAUAAAUUUUUGCUUACAUACAUAUUGUUAAACAAACAAACAACCAAACAAAAAAAGAAAGAAUAAUAAUAAUAAUAUUGAAAAAAAAAACUUACCCUAUAUUGACACUGUUAGCGAUUAGGCAAUUACCAUUAAUUGAAUUGAACAUCUCUUGCACCUGAGAAAAUAGGUUCUGUAUAUCGCUUCAGCAAUGACGGCUUUUAUUCAGCAUAAUAACUUCCAACGUAUUUUAAUAAAGUACGGGGCUCCUUUACGUACAUAUAUACAUACAUACAUACAUACAUACAUACAUACACACACAUAUAUAUAUACAUAUAUAUACAUAUAUAUACAUACAAUUAUUUCGAGAGACAAGGGAAUACAAAUAAAUUUGUCAGGUUUUGUUCGAUAAUGUUUAUACUUUGUCGCGCUUAACCAUAAGAAUAAUCAUUGUAUAUUGAGAAAAAAGAAAACAACAGAGAGACUAUCAAGAUCAUGGUCCGACUAUUACACAUAGAUUAAUUAAUGAGUAUAUAGAUUUUAAUUAUAUUAUUUUCGUUACUUGUCGUGAGUGAAGACUAUAAGUGUGAUUUAAAUUUCUUAGCUCUUUUAUUACUCUAUAUACUUCUACAAAUUGAACAACAAAUCUCUACGGUGAUUUAUUGACUUAUUUACACACUCAACAAUUAUUAUUUUUAUCUAUUGCAACGAUUAUUAUUAUUAUUAAUUAUGAUUAAUUAUUAUUAUUAUUAUUAUUAUAUUAUUGUUUCUAUGACUUGCGUUAAAAAUUGUCUGAAAUUAUUUUUGAUUGUCGUGCUAUAUGUAUAAUGGUAUACGUAUAUAUAUAAAAGAAAAUAGAGCGGAGUAUUAAAAGGAGAUUCAAAAAAAAAAAAAAAAAAAAAAAGGAAAAAAAAAGAAAAAAAAAUAGAAAAAUCAGGCGAUAUCGCAAUCCUUUGGAAAAUAUAGAAAUAUCGAAUACAUAUAUCUCGAGUUUUUGUUUUUGAAAGAGAUCAUUUGAAAAAAAAUAUAUAUAUUCUUUUUUUUCGCAAUUUCGAUAAGAAAAUAUUAAUACCGUUCACAGAUUGAUAAUAUCAAAUGAUUUAGAAAAAAAGGAAAAAAUGAAAAAAGAGAAACAAAAAGAAAUCGAUAAACUAACGAGAGAUCUCUGCUGACGAUGUAAAGGUUCAAGACGUCGAGAGCAUUUACAAGAUAAAAAGAAAUAAAAAAAUGAAAA
Messenger RNA from Vespula pensylvanica (western yellowjacket), 8432 nucleotides. RefSeq names its product B-box type zinc finger protein ncl-1-like. Gene Ontology annotation, biological process: positive regulation of DNA-templated transcription. NCBI's taxonomy places the organism in Eukaryota, Metazoa, Arthropoda, Insecta, Hymenoptera, Vespidae. The record is from RefSeq and is a predicted model, not a curated record. The transcript has 9 exons. The coding region runs from base 718 to 3636 and encodes 972 amino acids. Gene Ontology annotation, molecular function: protein binding; ubiquitin-protein transferase activity; zinc ion binding. Gene Ontology annotation, cellular component: nucleoplasm; chromatin.